ACAUUCAGGAAAUUGUGAGACAGACGUGAGGAGGAGAAGAACAAGAAGGGGGGACCCGGACGACGCUGAAGGGCCACAGCCUCCCGGAGCCCAGACCCCGCCACAGAAGAUGGACUACACCGUGUAAUAGGACCGCGCUCCCCGGGAGAAGAGCACGAUGCAGGCCGGGAUAUUCAAGGUGUGCCUGGUGGUGGUGACCGCAAUUGUCAACCAUCCGCUCCUCUUCCCAAAUAACUACACCUCCAUUCCUGCUAAUGACGACCUUAUUAUGGAGAAAUUACGGGAGAGAGAAGAAAACUUGAAAAAACAGCAGCUGGAACUUGAGCAACUUUUAUCCCGUCAGGAGGAACCAGCAGAAGAUGACAAGACCGAAAGCCAGGAGUCAAAAGGUGGAUCAGGGUGGGACUUCUGGAGUACAGUGUCUAUGGUCAUAUUCCUGAUGAUUGAAGUGUGGAGACAAGACUUUAAGGACAACAACUCCCAUGAGCAAAGCAAAGAGGAGGAUGAUCUGCUGUUCCUAGGAAACAACUGUCAUGGUGUGUCUCUUCCCAACAAGCCAAUGCUGACCAUCUUUCAUGACCAGUACAUCAGAGCAAGCACCCACGAUGCUGUGAGAAGCAGAGAGUUUGUGGAAGGAUUUGCAGAUGACCUCCUGGAGGCAUUGAAAAGCGUCUGCAACCGGGAUGCCGACAUGGAGGUUGAUGACAGCAUCUGCAUUGGGAGUAUGUAUGAAAACUGGAGGGUGAACCGGCCAUUGAUAUGUGACCUACUGGUACCAUUUGCACCUCCAGAACCAUAUCACUUCAGGUGCCAGCCAUGGGUCUGUGAUCCAUCCAUUGGUCCAGACAAACAAAGUUAUGGAACAAUUCUAGUCUGCGGCCCAGACGAUGAAUCUUGCGGCUGUGUGUGUGACAAGAAGAGACUUGGAGAAGAAAUGUUAUGUCUUCUUCACAAUCCAACCAACAGUAAAAAAGUCAGUAAGGAUUUCAACUUGCUCUGUUCCAGAAACACCAACUACCUGGACAUUGACCAGGUGAUGAAAUGGUUCCAAACAGCCGUGACUAAAGCAUGGAGCAAGAUUUCACGCAAGUAUGAGUUUGAGCUCACCUUCAGUCACUUGGACUCUCCUGGAGCUUUGAGAGUCAAAUUCAAGUCUGGAAAAGUCAUCAGCUUCAACAUCACUCCUGUGGUUCAGUAUGAGGACACAGACCUGUAUUUUAUUUCCCAUUUUCCAAGCACACCUCGUGAAGUCUCCUCCAGUAUCUAUUGGAUGUUGUCCUUCUCGGUCUAUGAGAGAAGGUUCCUCAAGGACUUUGCAAAAAACCUUCCUGGCAAUUCGUGCCACCUCAGCUGCCUACAAAUAAUUACUUUUCUCCACUCCAAGCAGUGUCACAUAACUGGGCCAAGCGGUCUCACCACGUACCAUCUAAAGACAGUCCUUAUGCAUCUGCUUCUUAGUAGGCCCUAUUCAGAUUGGGACAGUGUCUUGCUAGAGGAGCGGUUACGAGACAUGUUCAAGAGCUUGGAGAAAGGUCUCCUGGAGAAGAAACUCUACCAUUUCAUGGUUGGAAAUGGCAAACUUCCAGACACCGUGAAACUCCCCCAACACUUUCGAGUUUCAGAACCUGUUAAUCUCUUCAGGUUCUUUGUCCUAAACAGAGACCUUUAUCAGAAGACUUUAUCCAUGUUCUAUGAGAUGCUGAAGAAUGCGACUGUUGUUAUCAAUGAAUACAGCUUACACCUGCCCAAUGGGACCACCAACAAGUCUUCUCAUUGACCAGAUUUCCAGCCUUUAACCACAACAGUGUUUUGUGACUCCACUUAAGACACCUUAAGAGUUCAAUGACUAUUUUAUAAUAAAGAAUUCAGUUUUUACAAUUAAACCAUGCCCACCACGUCAACGCCGAGCUGCCAUUGGCUACCAUAGUUAUUUUAGAAGCCCUCGUUAUUGCGGAGACCUGAUACAUUUAUUUCCCUUAUAGGUGCCAAAUAUUGAACUGUUUUACGUAUUCAUAUUCCAUCCACAGCUAUGUACAAGAAGGUUACAGAUAGAUCCGAGAUUUUGAAUUGAUGUCCAU
This is a messenger RNA of Bufo gargarizans (Asiatic toad), 2078 nucleotides long. RefSeq names its product inositol 1,4,5-trisphosphate receptor interacting protein (gene ITPRIP). Bases 158 to 1777 code for a protein of 539 amino acids. Gene Ontology annotation, cellular component: membrane. NCBI's taxonomy places the organism in Eukaryota, Metazoa, Chordata, Amphibia, Anura, Bufonidae. The transcript is spliced from 2 exons. The record is from RefSeq and is a predicted model, not a curated record.